Striga hermonthica is the source of this 1332-nucleotide messenger RNA. NCBI's taxonomy places the organism in Eukaryota, Viridiplantae, Streptophyta, Magnoliopsida, Lamiales, Orobanchaceae. The record is from the annotation of a GenBank genome assembly.
AUGAUCACAAAAGUGGUGUGCCAAUCAAAAGAAGGUGAUAAGAUAGCAAGUUUACCUGGCCAACCAAAUGCCAACUUCCUGCAAUAUUCAGGCUACAUUAAUGUCGACGAAAGCCAGGAAAGAUACCUUUUUUAUUACUUUGUGGAAGCAGAAACCGAGCCUAAUUCAAAGCCUCUUGUUCUCUGGUUAAACGGAGGGCCCGGCUGCUCGUCUCUUGGAGGUGGAGGAUUAACUGAAAAUGGUCCAUUUCAACCAAGUGGGAAUGUUUUGGUUAGAAAUAACUGCAGCUGGAAUAAAGUUGCAAAUAUGUUGUACUUGGAAUCACCAGCUGGAGUUGGAUUUUCGUAUUCUACUAAUGAAUCCUUCUACAAUUAUCUUAACGACGAAAUCACAGCUAGAGAUAACCUCAAGUUCUUAGAGAAAUGGAUCGAAAGAUUCCCGGAAUUUAUGAAUAGAGAACUUUACAUCACUGGAGAAAGUUAUGCAGGGCAUUAUGUUCCACAACUGGCCAGCCUCAUUAUUCAAACAAAAGCUAAUAAGUUCAACCUCAAAGGAAUUGCAAUAGGAAAUCCUCUUUUAAAUUUCAGUAGAGAUUACAACUCGAGGGCCGAGUUUUGGUGGUCUCACGGUCUGAUAUCCGAUUCCACAUAUAACCAAUUGACUUCCGUGUGCAAUUAUUCUCAAAUAGUAAGCCAGUAUUACGCUAACACAACAACACCUGAAUGCGAAAGGGUGUGGAAAUUGUAUUCAUCCGAGAUAAGUAAUUUUGUGGAUUACUAUGAUGUCAGUCUUGAUGUUUGUCCGUCGCCUGCUAUGUUGCAAGCUCAGGUUCUCGAUAAAUUGAAAUAUGAGUCGAAGAUAGAUGUAUGUGUAGAGGAUGAAGCGAAUGUGUACCUGAACAGAAAAGACGUGCAAAUGGCUCUUCAUGCUCGUCUUCGUGGAGUAAAUGAAUGGAGCAUGUGCAGCGAUGUUGUAGAAUAUUACGUGCCAGAUAUAGAAACACCGACCAUCGACAUUAUAGGAUCACUAGUCAAGUCCAACAUCCGAGCCUUAGUUUACAGUGGGGACCAAGAUUCUAUUAUCCCACUGAUGGGGACCCGAACGCUAGUUAACCAGUUGGCUAACCAGCUCGGUUUGAACACCACUCAACCGUACAGAGCUUGGUUGGAAUCAAAACAGGUUGCUGGCUGGACACAAUCCUACGGUGACUAUCUAUCGUAUGCGACCAUACGUGGGGCCUCACACAUGGCUCCAUUCUCGCAACCCGAGAGGUCUCUUCUUAUGUUCACCUCAUUUUUGGCAGGAAAAUCAUUGCCGGUUGUGAAUGAAUAA